GCCACCAAGCUACUUGCUCAUCCGACCCCCAGAUCUCACUAUUUUUCUCAUGGAUCCCAGCGGCCGUGCAGCCCUGCUACAGGGGGCUGCUGCCUUGGCCGACCUCUCUCGUAUGCGGUCAGGAUGGGCACCUUCCGUUGAAGAGGCUCAGGAGAUGCGACGGCAUGCAGAAGACCUCGUGCCACAUCUGACCGAGAUUGAGCAAGAAAUGGGCCAGGCAGAUGCGGAGAUGAGGGAGCUAAAGCACGCCUUGCGGCUGGUCGGGACCCGAUUAAAAGCUCUCAAAAAAGCGCAUGCAGCUAUAGGUGCCCAGUCCAGGAUCUCCGAGUCUAUGGCGGCGCCUAUCAGACGACUUCCUGUUGAGAUCAUGACCGAGGUCUUCGCGCACGUCUUGGAUAACGUGGGCUUCUACCCAACCGAUAUUCACCGUCUAUCCACCAUCUGCUACGCAUGGCGAGAUAUCCUACUGUCGACGCCGACGCUCUGGGCGAGGAUCAAAGUGGGCGACCGCAACAGUGACGUCUGGUAUAGCCCUGCCAAUGCAGCGCGAAACCUUCGUGAUCACCACGCCUUCGUUCGUGCGCAACUGCGGUGGUCGGCUGCAGCGCCGCUGCACAUCGACGUAUUCGUUCCUGCGGUGAUUAAGAAGGGGUCGUUCACCCCCGUAUGGAAGGACAUUUGCCGGGAGUCGCAUCGUUGGAAAUCCGCCACCUUCUGGAGAUAUGAUCUCACAUACCAUGAGCAAUUCCAACUCGACCAUCCUCACAUCCACCUACCCUCCCUUGCGGCCCUACAGCCCACUUGUGGUUUGCUGAUGCCGAAUCUUCGACAUCUUUAUAUUGGAAACAGCUCUGCUCUGGCCUGGGCCAAACCAUUCCCCGACUGGAAGCUGACCACGCUGGAGCUGCUGUGCUCUAGUCUUACGACGCUGCAUGUCAGCGGCGUCACCGUCAGUGACCAGAUGCAGCCCCCCAUAGCGACAGUCACACUUCCUUCACUGGAGAGUUUGCAUCUGGGUGGGAAUGCCGCGCAGCUUGUAGGCUCCAUGCUCACUGUACCGUGCGUUCGAAAUCUUACACUCGAUGCAUUGGACUCAGAGUUCGACGGCCACGUCAUAUGCCAAUUGGUCCGGCGUUCAUCUGCAACGAUCAGCUACCUUUCCCUCCAGCCGCACAACGCCUCCGACGAAUCAAUCAAACAUAUUCUUUGGGGCUUGCUCACUGUGACGCAGCUGCACCUGAACGUCGAGUUUGGCUGGCGCGCUCUACUUCAAAAAGAGUUCUUCGCCUAUUUGACCCCGUCCGAGGAGAAUCACGACUGCCUCCUUCCCAACCUACAGCAGUUCUCUAUCCUUGCUUCCAGUACAAAAGAUCCUGGAGAGCUUCCCCUCAAUGCUGUCAUUGAGAUGCUGCGCGAUCUUCGCGCCAAAAACAUCGCUGUUGACGGCCAAUUAUACCCAGCUCUUGUCGAACGCUCACUAACUCGCAACCCUGGAGAUGACCUCUUCGACGACUCCGACAGCGACGUCGAUGACGAUGAAUAUGAGUUCGUUGAACUGGACACCAGUGAGGACGAUUCUGAUUGCGAUUCAUGUUACUCUCUCGACGACGAGGAGCGCGAAUGGCUGCGCGAGCCAGAAAACGUCUACAAACCCCCAGUGAAGUAAACUGGCGCCGAGGGUACAAUAUGUAAUUCCUAGCUCAAUGUGCACGUACAAUUACAUUCCAUGUGAUUGUAUGGCCUUUUGUG
Schizophyllum commune H4-8 is the source of this 1749-nucleotide messenger RNA. RefSeq lists its product as uncharacterized. The transcript has 6 exons. The coding region runs from base 50 to 1666 and encodes 538 amino acids. Gene Ontology annotation, molecular function: protein binding. Lineage: Eukaryota; Fungi; Basidiomycota; Agaricomycetes; Agaricales; Schizophyllaceae. The record is from RefSeq and is a predicted model, not a curated record.